CUGAGACUACUCAAAUUUAUUGCAGAAACUCCGAAUAGAUUCUCAUUGUCUAUUGUAACUAUAGUUUAUAAUCAUCUGUUCUCAUGUUUUGUCCCACGAGGAGUUGGCCUUCAAAACUCAACCAACGAUUCGGCGUCCACAUAUUUGGAAGAUGACUGGGAGAUACCAUUUGAAUCAAUCUCAAACUUAGACUGGAUUGCUGCAGGCUCGCAGGGUGCAGUAUUUAAGGGCAUUUUGAAUGGCGAGAUGAUUGCUGUGAAGAAAGUGAAGUCGAAACAAGAAACUGAGAUCAAGCAUCUACUUUAUUUGAACCAUGCAAACGUGAUGAAGUUUUAUGGUGUUUGCACUCAGUCACCUUGUUUCUGCCUUUUGAUGGAAUAUUGUGGGAAAGGCCAAUUGUUUCAACUGAUACAGAAUGGAUGCAAAAUUGGCAAAGAGCAGCUGUGUGAGUGGUCUAGACAGAUCGCUGAUGGGAUGAAGUAUCUCCACUCUAAGAAGAUCAUCCAUCGAGAUUUAAAGUCACCAAAUAUUCUUGUCAACGAUCAAUAUGUGCUGAAAAUUUGCGAUUUUGGUAAUUCGCAUAUCUGGGAUAAGCAAAGAAGUACAGUCAUGUCGUUUUGCGGCACAGCGGCGUGGAUGGCUCCUGAGAUCAUAAAGAAAGAACCUUGUUCUGAAAAAGUUGAUAUUUGGAGUUACGGUGUCGUACUCUGGGAGCUUUUGACUACGGAAGCACCAUACAAGGAUGUUGAUUCUAUGGCAAUCAUUUAUGGAGUCGGUUCAAAUAAACUGAGCCUUCCUAUUCCGUCUAUGGCACCAGACGGAAUCAAACUGCUGCUGAAACAGUGCUGGAGUAUCAAACCUGCUAAUCGACCUUCUUUCAGUCAAAUUUUAACUCACGUUGCCGUAUUCAAAGUAAAUUACAGUUUCAUGUGGCAAAUAAUGUUAUGCGUUACACUUGCUGCGGUCAUUCUAGAGCAAAAACUACAGGAGAAGAUGCGCCACGUGCAGGACAUCCGGGAACUGUACAACAAGAAGAUGCGAAGGGCAGACAAGAUGUGUUCCGAGCUGACGACUUGUCUAGAGCAGAUCAAUAUAAAGGAAGAGGUCAUUUUAACUUUCAAUUUUUUCCUCUUCUGCUGCUCUCUCAAGUUUGUUAAUUAUAAAUUACUUAUAACCUCGACCUCAACGAAUACUUCGUCGCUGGAAAGGAGCCUGGAAAUGGCGGCUUUACAUUCAGACGGCUUGUCUGAUAAAGAAAGGAGAGUCCAGGCUGUGAAGAACACUAUUAUGACUCACCGUAGAACCGCCAGUUUAAACUUUGCUGUAAUUCCAGAAUCCCACGAAUAUACCAGUUCUAUGCGAAACAAGUACCGAAAGUGA
Molecule: messenger RNA, 1380 nt
Organism: Enterobius vermicularis (human pinworm)
Lineage: Eukaryota; Metazoa; Nematoda; Chromadorea; Rhabditida; Oxyuridae
Source: the annotation of a GenBank genome assembly